AUGCUUCCUGGUCUCGUCCUCAUUAAUUUGCUUCCAGCGCAGCAUAAUCUAAAGCAGCCGAAGCUCUCAGUGAGAACGUCCCUUUUGGUAGGGGCCAAGUGGAAAGCACAAAGUGCAAAAGGGCUUGGGCUGGCUUCAGGCUCUGCCGGGGCUGCCUCCGCACCGCUGCUGCCCCGCUCCUCCUGGCCCUGCUCGUUCUCGCGUCCCCGCGGCGCGAUCGCGGCGCUGCUGCCGUUGUGUUUUGGAGACCCGCUGGCGCCGCCCCCGCCGCCCCCCCGGCUCAAAUAUCGGCCCGGCGGCGGCAGCGCGGCCGCCCCCAUGGUGGAAGCGUCGAGCGGGGGCCGCGGGGGGACCCCGCAGCUCGGGCACGGCUCCGGGCACGGCUCCUGCCCGCCGCGUCCCGACCGGAGGCGGCGGCGGCGGCGGGCGGAGGCGGAGGCGGAGGCGGCCGGGGAGAGCCGGCUGGAGCUGCAGGCUUUCCGCGACUACGGGGAGAGCUGGUACCGCUCCCGAAAGGGGCUGGAGAGCCGCUUCCAGCCCCGGGAGCCGCUCGCCCGGCAGCCGCAGGUGACGGCGGAGGCUCGCUGCAGGCUGGUCAGCUGGCUCAUCCCCGUGCACCGGCACCUGGGGGUCUCCUUCGAGGCGCUCUGCCUGGCCGUCAACACCCUCGACCGCUUCCUCGCCACCACCCCGGUGGCCGCCGACUGCUUCCAGCUCCUGGGGGUGACGGCGCUGCUCAUCGCCUGCAAGCAGGUAGAGGUGCACCCCCCCAGCGUCAAGCAGCUCCUCGCCCUCUGCUGCGACGCCUUCAGCCGCCAGCAGCUCCGCAACCUGGAGCGCAUCGUCCUGCACAAGCUGGGCUUCAGCCUGGCGGCGCCCACCGUCAGCUUCUUCCUGGAGCACUUCACCCGGGUGCGGAUGGAGGAGCCGGGGGCCGACGCCGGGGAGGCUUCCGACGCCGGGAUCCUGGCCAGGGGCGUCGCGGAGCUGAGCCUGGCCGACUACGCCUUCACCAAGUACGCCCCGUCGCUGCUGGCCGCCGGCAGCCUGGGGCUGGCCGACCGCCUGCUGCGGCACCGCCGCCCGCUGGACCUGCGGGUCAGCGGCUACCGGGAGGGGCUGCUGCGGGGCUGCAUGGCCGAGCUGCAGCUCCUCGUGUCCCUCAACGGGGAGUCCCUGCCCAUGGUGCUGCCGCCCGACGUGGCGCAGAAGUGCUCCUGGCUGCGGGGAGGCAGCUGA
Molecule: messenger RNA, 1239 nt
Organism: Cygnus atratus (black swan)
Lineage: Eukaryota; Metazoa; Chordata; Aves; Anseriformes; Anatidae
Gene: CCNO
Product: cyclin O
Exons: 3
Coding region: 1-1239 (412 amino acids)
Biological process (GO): mitotic cell cycle phase transition; regulation of cyclin-dependent protein serine/threonine kinase activity
Cellular component (GO): nucleus; cytoplasm; centrosome
Molecular function (GO): cyclin-dependent protein serine/threonine kinase regulator activity
Source: RefSeq, a predicted model, not a curated record